GCAUCAAGAGCGGCGAUGCAGGCGCAGACAUUCGUAAUGGCGCUUGCGGCGCUGAGUGCGCUGACGGCGGCGGCGGCGGAGCGCGGCGGCGGCAUCAAGAUCGGCGGCAGCGCAGCGGGUGGCGGAGGCCGGGACGGCGCGCGCGGCGGCGGCGUCCGCAUCGGCGACGCCACGCGGCGCCCGCGCACCUCCCCCGCGCCGCCCCCGCCCCGCGCGCCCUCAUCCAUCACCGCCGCGCUCGUCGUGCCACACAAGGCCUUCGGCGCACGAGACUACACCAAGGCAGAGAAGGCUGCGCUCGCGAAGUUACCGCGCAAACUGAAACUCUUCUCGCAAGUGCGCCUGAACGUUACGCUUUCUAUGCAAGGCCUUACGCCUAGUCCAAUGUCUAUCCUGGACUCGCUAUGUAAAGAAUUCCUAGCAGUCAACGUGUCUGCUAUCCUUUAUCUUAUGAAUCAUGAACAAUACGGGCGCUCUACUGCCUCUGCACAGUAUUUUCUACAACUCGCCGGAUAUCUUGGCAUACCGGUCAUUGCGUGGAAUGCUGAUAAUAGCGGCCUAGAAAAAAGGGCGUCUCACGCGGCCCUGCGUCUUCAACUGGCCCCGUCCAUAGAACAUCAAACUGCUGCCAUGUUAUCAAUAUUAGAGCGAUACAAGUGGCAUCAAUUCAGCGUAGUUACCUCAGCUAUUGCUGGGCACGACGAUUUUAUUCAAGCCGUCCGCGAGAGAGUCACUGCAUUGCAAGACCGCUUCAAGUUUACAAUAUUAAACGCCGUAGUGGUCAAGAAGCCUACAGACCUGAACGAGCUAGUGACUAGCGAGGCGCGCGUGAUGCUGCUGUACGCGACGCGCGAGGAGGCCGCCGACAUCCUGUCCACUGCCGGCGACCUCCACCUCACUAGCGAGAACUUUGUAUGGAUAGUCACGCAAAGUGUGCUCGGCUCAAUGCAGCAGCCCAAUAAAUUUCCUGUAGGUAUGCUAGGUAUACAUUUCGACACAUCAAGCUCAUCGCUGAUCGCAGAGAUAGCUACUGCGGUGAAGGUGUUCGCAUAUGGCGUUGAGUCGUAUAUAUUGGCGCCAGAAAACGCCCGGCACCCACUGGGUACCAGAUUAUCUUGUAGUGGCGCGGGCGCCAGUGAAGCGCGCUGGUCGACCGGGGAGCGGUUCUACCAACAUCUGAAGAACGUCAGCGUGGAAAGCGAAGCGAGUAGACCUAGCAUAGAAUUCACGCCCGAUGGGGAACUGAGAGCGGCUGAACUCAAGAUCAUGAAUCUUAGGCCUGCUAUAGGUGAACAGCUGGUUUGGGAAGAAAUCGGGACGUGGAAUUCAUACCCAAAAGAGCGCCUUGACAUAAAGGAUAUAGUUUGGCCAGGUGGUUUACACACGCCGCCGCAAGGUGUGCCGGAGAAGUUCCACAUGAGGAUCACGUUUUUAGAAGAGCCUCCUUACAUAAAUCUCGCCCCGCCGGACCCUAUAAGCGGACGCUGCAUUUUGGAUCGCGGUGUCAUAUGCAGAAUUGCUCCGGAGGCCGAAGUAGCAGGGUUGGAAGCUGGGACCGCACACAGAAACAGCUCACUGUACCAAUGCUGCAGUGGUUUCUGCAUCGAUCUCCUGCAGCAGUUAGCGGAGCAGUUGGGCUUCACGUACGAACUGUCGCGGGUCGAGGACGGCCGCUGGGGCACGCUGCACCACGGCAAGUGGAACGGGCUCAUCUCGGACCUCGUUAACAAGAAGACUGAUAUGGUCCUAACAUCUUUAAUUAUCAACUCCGAUCGAGAAGCCGUAGUAGACUUCAGCGUGCCCUUCAUGGAGACCGGAGUGGCAAUAGUGGUGGCCAAGAGAACCGGCAUCAUCUCACCCACAGCCUUCCUAGAGCCGUUCGACACGGCGUCCUGGAUGCUGGUCGGAGCCGUCGCGAUACAAGCCGCUACGUUCUCCAUUUUCUUCUUUGAAUGGCUGUCGCCGAGCGGAUUUGAUUGCUCCACAGGACAAGAUUCAAAUCGAGCGCCACAGAAUCGUUUUUCGCUAUGUCGAACAUAUUGGAUUGUUUGGGCGGUUCUCUUUCAGGCCUCUGUCCAUGUGGAUUCUCCGCGUGGAUUCACAGCCCGCUUCAUGACGAAUAUGUGGGCGAUGUUCGCCGUAGUGUUCCUCGCUAUAUACACUGCCAACUUGGCGGCAUUCAUGAUAACACGUGAGGAGUUUCAUGAACUGAGUGGGCUGGACGACCCCCGAAUAUCAAGGCCCCUGACGAUACGGCCUCCGCUCAAAUUCGGGACAGUGCCGUGGUCUCACACCGACGCUACACUAGCGAAGUAUUUCCAAGAGCCACAUGCCUAUAUGUCACAGUUUAAUCGCAGCACAGUGGGUGCAGGCGUACAAGGAGUCCUCACUGGAGAACUAGAUGCCUUUAUUUAUGACGGCACCGUAUUGGAUUAUUUAGUAUCUCAAGAUGAGGACUGCCGAUUGUUGACGGUCGGCGCGUGGUAUGCGAUGUCUGGUUAUGGACUAGCAUUUGCACGCAAUUCAAAAUAUCUCAGUAUGUUUAACAAGAGGUUACUUGAUUUGCGUUCUAAUGGAGACCUUGAAAGAUUAAGAAGAUACUGGAUGACCGGCACGUGCAAGCCCAACAAGCAGGAGCACAAGUCGUCAGACCCGCUCGCGCUGGAGCAGUUCCUGUCGGCGUUCCUGCUGCUGAUGGCCGGCAUCCUGCUGGCGGCGUUGCUGCUGCUGCUCGAGCACGUCUACUUCCGCUACAUGCGCGGCCACCUCGCCGCCUCCACCGUGGGCCCGUGUUGCGCUCUUGUGUCCUUGUCGAUGGGACAAUCCCUGUCGUUUCACGGCGCCGUGGUGGAGGCGGCAGCGCAAGGUUUCGGAAUGCGAGGACGUGGCCACUGCCGAUCUGCUGUCUGUGCAGCACAGAUUUGGCGAGCGCGGCACGAGCGCGACGCAGCAAUGGCGCGUGCACGCCAGCUGGCGGCGGCGCUCGCGGCCCACGGGCUGGCGCCGCCGCCGCGGCGGCUGGCCAGCGCGGCCGAGCUGCUGGGCGCCGCCACGGACGCCACGCGUCCGCGCACGCUGCGCGCGCCCGCCGACUUGCUGCCUGAUCUCGACCGCCCGCUGUCCUGCGGCGACUUGCGAGCUAAAGAGCGGACGCGAGUCGAAAUGGAAACAGUGCUGUGAGGUGCUUAUUGCGCCACCCUAUUUCAAUUCCUGAAGGCUGUUCUUACACCAAGUUAUACAAGACGAAGUUAGUUAUACCUAAUGUUAAAAAUACGGACAGAUAAAAAAAACGUUGUAAUUAUUAAAUAAAUUAUUCCAAUUAUUAAAACAGAGAGCUGGACGUAGAUAGCGAAGCGUUGUUGUGGGACGCGCGCGCGGUGCGGGCUGGGCCCCGGGCGCGCGCCCUCGUGUUGUCUACUAACAAUAAAAUAUAUUUUUUGGACAAUA
Molecule: messenger RNA, 3447 nt
Organism: Cydia fagiglandana
Lineage: Eukaryota; Metazoa; Arthropoda; Insecta; Lepidoptera; Tortricidae
Gene: Nmdar2
Product: glutamate receptor ionotropic, NMDA 2B
Exons: 15
Coding region: 16-3180 (1054 amino acids)
Biological process (GO): monoatomic ion transport
Cellular component (GO): plasma membrane
Molecular function (GO): NMDA glutamate receptor activity
Source: RefSeq, a predicted model, not a curated record